This is a messenger RNA of Leucoraja erinaceus (little skate), 3191 nucleotides long. RefSeq names its product monoacylglycerol lipase abhd6-A-like. The record is from RefSeq and is a predicted model, not a curated record. Bases 270 to 1295 code for a protein of 341 amino acids. Lineage: Eukaryota; Metazoa; Chordata; Chondrichthyes; Rajiformes; Rajidae. The transcript is spliced from 9 exons.
GCCGUUCCAUACAACUAGCUUUCAUUUGGUGUUACUGUUGUGGUAAAGACAAUCCACAACAAAGUGACAGGAUGAUCGUUUUAGAACUUUCCCCUUGUUUUACAUCUUUGCAAAACCUUUACCGAGUUGUUUCAAUGAUGACCAAUUGAAUGCAGGACUCCAGUGUAGAGGGUGGGCUGUGGACACUGUGUCGUUCCCGUGCUGUUUCAGGCUGCUUGCUUUGACCAAACUGCCCAGGAAGGACUUCCCUCAGGCUUGAGAGCGGGACGAUGGAUUUGGAUCUGGUGAACAUGUUUGUGUUAGCGGGCGGUACCCUGGCCAUUCCCAUCCUGGCCUUCGUUGCCUCAUUCCUCCUGUGCCCAGCUGCCCUCAUCAGAUUCUAUUACUGGUACUGGAGAACAACACUCGGCAUGCAGGUUAAAAACGCCGACUACGGCAACUAUCGAUUCUGCUAUUCGACCCGAGGGAAACCAGGAAACAAGCCCUCCAUCCUGAUGCUGCACGGGUUCUCAGCCCACAAGGACAUGUGGUUGUCUGUCGUGAAGUUUCUGCCUAAGACCCUGCACCUGAUCUGCGUCGACAUGCCGGGCCACGAGGGGACAACACGCACCUGUAUCGAUGAUUACUCCAUCGAGGGGCAGGUGAACAGGAUCCACCAGUUUGUGGAAUGCAUUGCGUUGAACAGGAGACCGUUCCACCUGAUCGGCACGUCCAUGGGCGGCAACGUCGCUGGCGUUUACGCCGCACAACAUCCCACCGACCUCUGCGGACUAACGCUCAUCUGCCCCGCAGGUCUGGAGUAUCCCAAGGAGAGCAAGUUUGUGAAAGUGCUGAAGACGCUGGAGCAGACGGGGGACGUGAACAAGGUCCCCCUCAUCCCCUCCACCCCAGACGAGAUGGAGGAGAUGCUGAAACUCUGCUCCUAUGUUCGUUUCAAGGUACCUCAGCAGAUUCUUCAGGGCCUGGUGGACGUGCGAUUGCCUCACAAUGACUUUUAUCGUGAACUAUUUCUGGAAAUAGUUGGAGAAAAGUCAAGGAACACUCUACAGGAACACAUGAACCUAAUCAAGGCUCCAACACAAGUCAUCUGGGGAAAGCAAGACCAGGUCCUCGAUGUUUCCGGAGCCGGCGUGCUGGCCGAUAACAUCCCCGGCUGCAGGGUGGACUUCCUGGAAAACUGCGGCCACUCGGUGGUGAUGGAACGGCCCCGUAAAAGUGCCAAGCUGCUCCUGGAGUUCUCAAACUGGCUGCAAAGCAGAAAAUUGGACAGCAGCAGCAGCAAGAAACUAGCAUAACGCACCCCCCACCCACCCACACCCCCAACAACUGAAAGCUGUAACGCUGUGGAUUGGAAAUAAAAUGCGACCUUCUAACAAUUCCCAAGGAACACACUUAUGAUUGGAAUGAAUGCCUAAAGUCCCCUAAAGAUUAUGAGGAGUGUUAUUUGAUGGUACCUCCAAAACAUAUAGUAACCUGGUUCUGAAAUACUCUGAGCGUUACCAGCUAGUAAACGCAUGCAGUACUUAAAGAGUACCUCAAAAAUCCUAGAAAAACACAACUUUGUCCAAAAUUUCCCACCCUUUAUCAAAACAUAUUUCAACUUUAUUAAUGAUGCCAGUUACAGGCAAUAACCGUAAUAUGUUUCCAUUUUUUCCAGGUAGAUUUUUUCUUCCAAAAAUGCAUAACUGAUUAUAUAAAACUUUAAAUGUGUAAUUUAUAUUUAAGUUAUAACGGUUAGUUUGUUAUUUAUCAAUUUGUUCCGUUCUGUCUGUUUAGCGUUCACGUUUAAAUCUGUAGAGGUCGUUCAAAUAUGUCUUUAUAUAAGUCAUAUAUAAGUCAAAUAACACUGGAGAGUGGCAGACGCCAUCAACUAUAGACAGUGAAGAUGUUCUUGUAGUUUCGAUGGCGAAUUGCAUUGUGUUUGGCACCUUUUGUGUAAAUUACUCACAAACACUCUGGAGUUUAGAAGGAUGAGAGGGCAACUCAUUGAAACAUAUAAGAUUGUUAAGGGAUUGGACACGCUAGAGGCAGGAAACAUGUUCCCGAUGUUGGGGGAGUCCAGAACCAGGGGCCACACGCAGUUUAAGAAUAAGGAGUGAGCCAUUUAGAACGGAGACAAGGAAAUACUUUUUCUCACAGAGAGUGGUGAGUCUAUGGAAUUCUCUGCCUCAGAGGGCGGUGGAGGCAGGUUCUCUGGAUGCUUUCAAGAGAGAGCUUGACAGGGCUCUUAAAAAUAGCGGAGUCAGGGGAUAUGGGGAGAAGGCAGGAAAGGGGUACUGAUUGCGGAUGAUCAGCCAUGAUCACGUUGAAUGGUGGUGCUGGCUCUUAGUUCUUGGUUUCUUGGUCCUCCAAAAUAUUCCAAAUGGAAUUUAAACGGGAGGUGGAGGAGGUGGCUCGAAGGGCCGAAUGGCCUACUCCUGCACCUAUUGUCUAUUGUCUAUUGUCUAUAAACAAUUGCAUUUGGGCCACUGCACUGACACUCUAUUUUAAAUAUUGUGAACCAAAUACUUUAUGGUCGACUAGACCAACAUGACAUAUUCUGGAGAGAGUUAGAUUUAACGUUUUGGGGCUAACGUAAUCGAGGGAUACGGGGAGAAGGCAGGAUCGUGGUACUGAUUCUGGAUGAUCAGCCAUGAUCAUAUCGAAGUGCGCUGGUGCUGGCUCGAAGGGCCGAAUGGCCUAGUCCUUCAGCUAUUGUCUACGUUUCUAUUUGGAGUGUCUCCGUGCAGAUCUGGGUCGCCACAUUAGGGAAAGAAUGGGGAGUUUUUGCAGAGCUUUACAUGGGGGAGACAGGUUUUACUGGUUUUACCAGAAUGCUGCCUGGGUUCCAGGGCGUUGGCUUGCAGGCCAGGAGAGGUAGGGCAGACCUGGAGUACUGGAGGUUGAGGUGCGACCUGACAGAAGUGGAGAAUAAUGAUGAGAGGCAUCAAUAGCCAGUAGCUUUUUUCCCCAGCGAGGAAAUGUCAAAGACUGUGCGAACAGAGAGUGGUGAGUCUGUGGAAUUCUCUGCCUCAGAGGGCGGUGGAGGCCGGUUCUCUGGAUACUUUCAAGAGAGAGCUGGAUAGGGCUCUUGGAGAUAGCGGAGUCAGGGGAUAUGGGGAGAAGGCAGGAACGGGGCACUGAUUGGGGAUGAUCAGCCAUGAUCAGAGUGAAUGGCAAUAGACAAUAGACAUUAGGUGCAGGAGUAGGCC